Messenger RNA from Torulaspora delbrueckii, 3312 nucleotides. It is a transcript of the gene SMC5, whose product is annotated as DNA repair ATPase SMC5. Lineage: Eukaryota; Fungi; Ascomycota; Saccharomycetes; Saccharomycetales; Saccharomycetaceae. The transcript has a single exon. Gene Ontology annotation, biological process: double-strand break repair via homologous recombination. Bases 1 to 3312 code for a protein of 1103 amino acids. Gene Ontology annotation, molecular function: ATP binding; ATP hydrolysis activity. Gene Ontology annotation, cellular component: Smc5-Smc6 complex. The record is from RefSeq and is a predicted model, not a curated record.
AUGAGUACGGCCUUGAAUGCCUCUGAUCACGUUAGAAGACGAUCUAGCGAGGACAUCAAUGGUGAAAUUGCUACAAAUGCAUUCAAGAAACUGAAGUUCAAAAGUAUCAAUUAUGAUGACUUUCGACCUGGAGCUUUGAUCAAACUGAGAAUGGAGAACUUUGUCACGUAUAAAGUUGCAGAAUUUGAUCUUUCGCCCUCUUUGAAUAUGAUUAUAGGCCCCAAUGGGUCCGGCAAGUCGACGUUCGUGUGUGCAGUAUGUAUUGGGCUCGCAGGCAAGCCUAGAUUCAUAGGGAGGAGCAGCAAGCUCGAAGAUUUCAUCAAAAAUGGUGAAGAGAAGGGUUUGGUCGAAGUCACUUUGAAAAAACCGGCAGAAGUAGAGCAUAGUCCCAUUGUGAAAUCGCAUGACCAAGUGAUCAAGAUAACGAGACAUUUGUCGAGAUCGAAGCGGGACUCUGACUACCAGAUAAAUGAUAUAGAAGUACCUGAGUCUCUGGUAAAAUCAAUUAUUUCUCAAUUGAACAUUCAAUUGGAUAAUUUGUGCCAGUUCCUUUCACAGGAGCGUGUAGCCAGUUUUGCUGGGCAGAGUCCCGAGAAGCUGCUAGAAGAAACAGCUCGAUCAAUCGAUAUCAAAUUAUGUGAAGUUUUAUCACUUUUAAAGGAGCUUCAGGAUGAGGAGCGAGACCAUCAGAACAAAGUCAAUUCAACCCAAAAAAGGAUCGAUAGCCUAAAAAAUGACUGUGAAAGAUUGAGGAUCACCGUCAGUACUUUUCGAGCGUAUCAAAAGAAGCUGAAAGAGAUUGAUGAGUAUAAGAAACUUUUGCCAUAUGUACAACUCAAAGGCCUCGAAGAGAAGUUACGACAAUAUAGAGCAGAAUACGAGCAAGCUAAAACUAAUUUAAAAACUCUACUUCAGGAGAAGAGGAAGCUUUUCGAAACACAAAAGAAGUUUGAAAGUACGUUGAAAGAGGCAAACAAUAAAGUUCAUUCAAUUAAAGCAAAAUUUGAGAAACUCAGUCGCGAUUCGACUAGGUUGACCAAAGAUCUGAAAACAAUGCGAACUGACAUUGCUAGUAAAAAGCAGGAUAUACAGAGAUACAGAGAAAAGAUCGGCGGCCUUCGAAACAACGUUGCAGAGAAGAAGAAGGAGCUAGAAGACAAGCGUGUUCAGUUGACCUCCAUUGAGAUACCGGACAACAGUUUACUGGAUGACCUCAAAACUCAACAUGAGGAGCUACUUGCAAGAGAAACCAGAAUUAACAGAUCUCUGCGAGAAGUGGAGGGGAAGAUGUCUAACUUAAAGUACGAAAGGGACAACGUGCAAAGCCGCAUACGGAGACAGACAGAAGCGCUUCACGACAACGACCGGAUUCAUGUUUUAGACGAGCUUGCCUCUAAAGAUAGAGGAGGUGGUAAGACGUUUCGGACGGUGAAAAAUGCAGUGUUAUACGUUCGAAGUAGGCAAGACAUGCAUGGUCAGGUUUUAGAACCACCGGCAAUAACUGUUUCUGUGAAGGAUCCCCAACAUGCUUGUUAUUUGACUCAGUGUGUUGAUUUUAACACGAGAAUUGCCUUUACCCUAACUGAUUCACAGGCAUAUAUGUCAUUUGGUAAAGACAUCUUGGACAGAUAUGGAGUGAACACUAGAGAGUUGAAUAAUGGAAACCCCAAGCCUCCACUUCCGAGAGAAGAACUUAAAAAGAUGGGGUUCGAUUUUUUUUUAUCAGAUGUUGUAAGUGGGGAUUCUAGAGUCAUAAGGAUGUUAUGUCAAAACUGUAACAUCCAUUCAAUACCAGUUUCUCGGAGAGAAUUAAGCCCUGAAAUGAUAUCCAGACUCACGCAAGCAAGAAGAAACGGCAGGCUUCUCUUCCCAAAGUUUAUUCAUGGUAACAGAGUUGUUGAAAUGGGGAUUGGUACGUACAGUCACAAAGUAUGGACAAGAGAUUAUGAGUGUAUUAAAAGGACUGAUUUCUUUCGAGCAGAUGUUAUGUCAGAUGAACAGAAAGUCAAUAUCGAAAGAGACAUCUCACGAUGUCAAUUAAAAGUGGAAGAGCUCUCAACUGAGUAUAAGCAAUUGAUCGAAGAAAAGCAGUCGUUAGAGAAAACUUCUUCAGGUUGCUCUCGAGAGACAGAGUCUGUAAGGAAGCGGCGAAACGAACUGAAUAUCAAACGCAGUGACUACUCAAAGGUCAAAUCGAGAAUUAGAACGUUGGAAUCUGAAAUAAGAGAAUUAAAUUAUAAUGAGCGUGAGACUCUUGAAGGACAAAUUUCCCAGUCAGAAGCUCAGAUUGCCACUCAAACAAUGUCACAAACGGUGGCGACGACAGAGCUCAUGGAAGCACUCGCAAAACUGAGAGACUGCCAGGAAGAAUUAGUCUUUGCUGAGAUAGGCGAGUUUGAAGCGAGAAACAUGGAGGCAUCGAUUAUUGAGAUUAUUGCCUCGUUUGAGCAGCGGGAAGACGAAUGUAAAAAUGAGUUUACGAACAAAAAGCAGAAAUGUAGAGAAGCCAAAGGUGUUGAAUGGGACAGGUUGAAAACUCAGAUUCGCUCUUACAAUGAAGAGGUACAGGAACGUCUGGAGGUUUUCAAGCAAAAGUUGAUAAAUGAGGGAAACUUCAAUUUAUCACACGUACAAGAUGUAAUAAGCAGACUUGAGUCCGAGAUGGCAACUCUCGAUAAUGACGAGUCGUCCAUUACAAUACUGAAGCAGAAGGAAGAUGAGCUACAGAAACUGGCAUCUGAUAUUCCCCAGUUCAGUGCGGCUUUGAGUGACAGUCAAAACGAAAUCAAGAAAAAUCGCCAAUUCCUGGAGCCCAAGUUGGAUAGCGUUGUGAAGAAUAUUUCUGAUAAAUUCUCAGAUCUUUUUGAAGAGAUUGGUAGUAGAGGUCACGUAGCAUUAGUGAAACCAGAUAGCUUUGCAGAAUGGAAGAUCGAGAUUAGGGUUGCUUUCCGAGACAAUGCACAAUUAUCUAAGUUAGACGCACGAACUCAAUCCGGUGGCGAGAGAGCAGUCUCUACAGUCCUAUACAUGAUUGCCCUGCAACAAUAUACUACAGCACCUUUCAGAAUUGUCGAUGAAAUAAACCAAGGCAUGGACUCCCAUAACGAGAGAAUCGUUCACAAAUCCAUGGUAAUUAAUGCAUGCGCAGAAAACACAUCGCAGUACUUCCUGAUCACUCCUAAGCUACUGACGGGUCUCUAUUAUCAUGAGAAAAUGAUGAUCCACUGUGUAAUGGCUGGACCAUGGAUUCCUAACCCAAGUGAAUACCCCGAUAUGGUAAAUUUUGGUAAGACCUCGAAGUAUGUACUUUAA